AUGAGUUAUAAUAACAUUGAUAUUGAUGAAGCAGAUGUGCUCGUCUAUUUCCAGAAUCUGGAAAAGGUUAACAGACUUACUUCGGAUAUAAAUAAGUCUUUGCGUAACAUUGCAUUCACUUCCAAUGAAUCUAGUAAAUUGUUCACGCCUAUUGUUACAAGAAAUAAUCUACUUUCCGUAAUGCAAAAGAAUAUAGAGAGUACUUUAAAUGCAGUGUCUUCUGUUAAAGAAUUAGCUACUGAAGCUUCAAGAUAUGAAGUCAUUUUAAUAAAGAGUAUUCAUGAAGUUGGAUUGAAACCUUACAUCCAGGCUAUAUAUAAAUUGGAUGAUAUGCUGGAGUAUAUCAAAUCUAAUAAUGAAGCAAAUGAACAAAAUGCUGAGUUCAAGGGUGUUUUAACACAUUUGAAAGAGUUAAUUGUGAAGAGUGAUGAUAAAUUGAAGUAUUAUUUUAUUGCAGUUUUAAAUUCAAUGAAACCGUUUGAUCCACAAAUUAAUAUGAAUAAAAAAAUUCCUUUCCCUUAUUUUGCUGAUGAAUUUAUUAAUGAACUUUCGACAAUUUUAGAUUAUUUUGAAAAUAUGUCAACAAAUUCAAAUAUUCAUGAACUAUUUAUUAAGGAAAGGACGGGAUUGAUCUUGAAAAGUAUGGCAUAUUUAGAACCAUUCACUAAACAAGUAACAAAAAGUUCUAAUGCUCCAUACGAAAAGGGGAGUAGUGGGUUACUAAGUUAUACAGAUGCCUUACUUGGGUUCAUCUCAAAUGAACAAUCGUUAAUCGACGAUUUGUACGGACAAAAAAAUGACUAUAAAUCUUUUGUAAUAGGAGAUAUCAUAAGGCCGUUGUUAGAUGCCUAUGUACGUAUAUUUAACAAUAAUAUGGAACUAGUUAAAAGUAACUUAGAAAAUGCAGGCUUAUUCAGUUUUGAAAUGAUUGAUAGUAUAAAUGAAGUUGAAAGAGCGUUGAGAAGUAAUGUGUUACACGAUUAUGAACCUUUAGGAGAAUGUUUAAAGAAAAUUAGUAAAAUUACACAAUCAUUAUUCAAGAAUGUUGUAGUUAGAAUAGAAACUAAAGCUGAUCAAAUGUCCAUCAUACCUGCUGAUAAUGGUGUAACUGAGGUAACUGUCGACACUAUGUCUAGAUUAAGAAGAUUUAGUGAAUAUAAAUCAGGUUGUUUGAGUGCCAUCUCGCAUAUUGAUAGACAAUCUUGGUUACCAAGCGAUUUCUCUGCAAAAGAAUCUACAUACAGCAAUAAAGUGGAUUUAAGCAAACCAUUGGUAUUACUUUCCUGUUUUCUAAGUGAUUGCAUUGAUCUGCUGUGUGUUAGUUUGGAAAGGAGAGUGCACAAAAUUAUAUCACCAUCAGUUGGAUCUCAAGUAAGUAAUUCAAACAGUAGCAAAACCACUCAAAAACCAAGAAUCGGUUUUUUUAUUAUUAUGAACUUAAGUUUAGUGGAGCAGAUUAUUGAAAAAUCUGAGUUAAGCAGCAUGCUGGGAACAGAGGGUUCUGCGAGGUUGGAAAAAUUGAAAAAGCGUUAUAUUAACUACUUAGUUUCCGACUGGAAAGACUUAGCUGCAAAUUUAUUGGAUCAAGUGUUUGUAGAUAAUACAGGUAAGGUUGCCUCAAAAGACAAAGAUCAACUAAAAGAAAAAUUUAGAAAAUUUAACGAGGGGUUUGAAGAAUUAGUAACAAAGUACAAACACUAUUCCUUAUCAGAUCCAUCUUUAAAAAAUCUCUUAAGAUCUGAAAUUACAUCGUUGGUGUUACCAAUGUAUGAACGUUUUUAUGGUAGGUAUAAUGAAUCUUUUAAGAACCCAAGAAAACAUAUAAAAUAUACACCUUCUGAAUUAACUGCCAUUUUAAAUCAAUUAGGAAAAUAA
This is a messenger RNA of Tetrapisispora phaffii CBS 4417, 1875 nucleotides long. RefSeq names its product GTP-Rho binding exocyst subunit EXO70 (gene EXO70). The record is from RefSeq and is a predicted model, not a curated record. Gene Ontology annotation, cellular component: exocyst. Gene Ontology annotation, biological process: exocytosis. Lineage: Eukaryota; Fungi; Ascomycota; Saccharomycetes; Saccharomycetales; Saccharomycetaceae. The transcript has a single exon. Gene Ontology annotation, molecular function: phosphatidylinositol-4,5-bisphosphate binding. Bases 1 to 1875 code for a protein of 624 amino acids.